This is a messenger RNA of Lotus japonicus, 519 nucleotides long. RefSeq lists its product as uncharacterized. Gene Ontology annotation, biological process: double-strand break repair via homologous recombination. The transcript is spliced from 4 exons. Gene Ontology annotation, molecular function: nucleic acid binding; 3'-5' DNA helicase activity; four-way junction helicase activity. The record is from RefSeq and is a predicted model, not a curated record. Lineage: Eukaryota; Viridiplantae; Streptophyta; Magnoliopsida; Fabales; Fabaceae. Bases 1 to 519 code for a protein of 172 amino acids. Gene Ontology annotation, cellular component: chromosome; cytoplasm.
AUGAGCAAUUUCGGUUCCUCGCAAAUUGGUAGCAAAAAUCAGAAAACCCGCGAAUCGCUUCGCAUUCUGCAACACACACGAAAAACACUUCAAUCAAAGGUUCGAGUCGAAAUGCAGAAGAAGACACUGUUACCCUUCAACAAUGGCGAUCCAACCAAGAAGAAGGUGUCAUUGUGCGGCAAGGAAGCGUUGGUGAAGCUCCUAAGAUGGCAUUUCGGGUACCCUGAUUUUAGGGGUCAGCAAUUGGAAGCUAUUCAAGCUGUGCUCUCAGGAAGAGAUUGUUUUUGUCUUAUGCCAACUGGAGGAGGCAAGUCAAUGUGUUAUCAGAUUCCUGCAUUGGCAAAAGCGGGAAUCGUACUGGAUAGGAAGCAGCUGAGAUUUCUGACUUUUGUUCCCUUUGACAGCCUUAAUGGUGGGCAUCUUUUCACCUUUAUCGACUUUGUUGUUUUUUUUCAGACAUGUUGUCAUGUUUCGGCUCAUGUGUUCUUUUUUAUUGUAUAUGUUAGGAAAAUCAAGUGA